Messenger RNA from Venturia canescens, 3333 nucleotides. It is a transcript of the gene Ccdc39, whose product is annotated as Coiled-coil domain containing protein 39. The transcript has 10 exons. Gene Ontology annotation, cellular component: axoneme. Lineage: Eukaryota; Metazoa; Arthropoda; Insecta; Hymenoptera; Ichneumonidae. The record is from RefSeq and is a predicted model, not a curated record. The coding region runs from base 108 to 3188 and encodes 1026 amino acids. Gene Ontology annotation, biological process: cilium-dependent cell motility; inner dynein arm assembly; epithelial cilium movement involved in determination of left/right asymmetry.
CCUUCUUAGACGUCGAAACUGCGAAUACAUCGUAUACGGAGCGAGGAAACCCUGUGAUCUUGACAUUUUUUUACCGCGAAAGAAAUAUACUACUCCAUAUCUCAAAAAUGGGGGUUUCUUUUGAAGACGUUCUUGAUGAACUGGGAUGGAAAGAUGGUUUUCGAAUUCCUGUUGCAAACGAAGAAAACAAACGUUUGGAAAUCGAAAUAGAAAAGAAGAAUAAGAAAAAAGCACGUUUAGUAUCUGAGCUCGAAAGAAGUGAAGAAAGGAUAAAAUCAAUCGAAAAACAUGCAACGAGUCUCGAAUAUCACCACGACCAUAAUCAAAAGCUCAUCACAGCUCAUGCAACUCAACUGGAAGCAGAGGAUCAUUUGGCAAGACUCAGUACGAGUGGAGACGCGGCUAUCGCACAGGAAAUACGAGAUCUCGAAAAAGAGAAAAAUGAAAUGAAAAGUAAAAACGCGUACCUCGAAAAAGAGCUCGCUAAAAUAGCCUGUAAAAUCGAAAAUUCGAAAAAGACUCUUGCAUUCGACAAGGAGAACCUUUUAAAACUGGAACACACUUUGAAUCGUGAAGAAGAAAAAAGUUACAAAAUCGAAUCGUUCAUUAAAAUCGACGCGAAACAAUUCAAGAAACUCCAAUUGGAACGCGAGAAAUUGACCACCGAACUGGAAUCUCAUAAGCUUGCCUUUAUUCGAGCUGUGAACGAAGUUACUGAAAUGGAGAUAAUGCUCGACAGGACAGCCAAGCUUUAUGUUGAGACUUUGAAGGAACAAUUUCAAUUGAUAAACUGUUGGAAACAGAGUGUUACUGUUCUUAAACAACGGGAUAAUGGAAUUCAGGAGACAUUGAGGGAGAUUGACACUCUUCGAGAAAUAGGCUGCGAUCGAAUGGAAGUGUACAGAGAGUCCGAGCAAUUUCUCGACAACCAGAUGAGCAGCAAUAAGCAAACGGAAGACUCGAUUCGUAAGCUGGAGAAAAAGCUUGUUCUCAUAAAGGAGGAACGGUGUAGAAUAACCCGAGAGGUUGAGGCUUAUCAACACGAGCUCGCGUCACAGAGAAAAACUCUUCGAGAUCUCGCGAGACGGAUUCGCCAAAUGCGUACCGAUGGGAAAAGUAAAAAGACUAUAAUAAGCGAAAAACGUCGAAAGGUUGAAGAAUUGAGACACGAGAUCGAAGAAAUUCAAGCCACUCUCGAUGUUGUUGGAAAUGAAAAAUUGAAUCACAACGACGGAGCGAUACAAAUGGAAGAAAUGAUCGAGAAGGAGGCAAAACGCAAAAAUCGCAUAGCCAAGGAAAUAACACGUUUGCAAAGCCUCAUUCUUCGUUCGACAACUCAAACGAAUGAUCUCGAGAGCGAGAAGAAAAUACUUGAUCUUCAAAAGCAAGGAGAAUUGAAGAAAGCUGAACUCCUUGCCGCUUAUAAAAUCCGCGAGGAAAAACGGCUCGACGAGAGGAAAAAAAUGAUUUAUAAUUUAGAUAUCGAUAUAGAAAAAUGUGAAAUGCGCCUCGAACGCGCGACCGGAACUGGGGGGGGCAUCGACAAAGCAGAAUUGGCAAAAAAACAAAGCACCAUCACCGAGCUUGAGAAACUUUACAACGAGAAAGUCCAAGUAAACAAAUUGUUGGAGGGACAAAUUGCUUGUUUGGAGCAAGACAUGAUAAAAGUAUCCAACGGUAUAACGAGCGACAAGGGUGAGCUUCAACGUUUGAGAAAUAAAAAACAAGACUUGAGCCUUUCGAUGGAAGGUGGUGAAAAGAAACUUAAAUUCAUGAUUUCUCAAAACGAGGAGAAACAAGUGGAAGAAAGUAUUUUAGGACUUCGCGUCUCUCAAGCUGAACGUCUCCUUGCCAGCAUCGGUGAUAAAGUUUACAAUCUCGAGAAGUACAGACUCCAGAUUGAAGCUGCAAUGAAAGAACGGAACGCAGAGAUAAAAGUUCACAAGGAGUCUCUGAUACUGGAGAAGCGUUUCGCGUUGAGCGAUUGCGGAGAAAUACGCGCUUUGAUAAUGGAGGGGAAAUCGAAAGUUCAUAAUUUGAAAAUUCGUUACGACACUUGCGUAGCAGCGAUGGGAAAAAAUACGGAAGCCGAUGGAACGACGGAAGUAACGACGACGUUGCUCAUUACUCGGAGGGCCCAAGAAAAAUAUAUGCUUCAAGAGCAAGGUGACAAAUUGGACGCGACGAUAAGAAGAACGGAGCAAGAAAUACGCAGCAUGGAAAAUACGCUUAGGGUGGUAAACGCUUGCAACGACAAGUACAAAGCGAGUCUUGGGCCCGUCGAGGAGGACGGAACGGAAGCGGCGGAGAGAAGAAAACUCGACGAAGAAUUGUACAACGUUGUGGAAACGAAGAGAGAAAGGAGAGAACAAUUCGAACGGGCGAGACAAGAUUUCGAAAAAAUGCGAAUUAAUUACGAAACCUCGUUCGAAGAUGUUCGACGCGCCAAGGAAGAAAAGGACAACAAGUUGUGGUGCGUCGCCAAUCUUGAACGACAAAUAACUGAACAAAGUGAAAGAAUUCUUCGGGCGGACAAAAGUUUGAAAAAAUUGUUCAAAGAUAUUCAACGGAUUUGCGAGUGUACCAAUGACGAAAUGAUUCUUCUUCAAGAGAAAGACAUUGCGACUCGCGAGCUCCACGAACAAAACCUCGCUUCGCUCCAGCGCAUUACCGAACUGACGAUUCGUCACCUUGAAAUUGAAGGUUAUUUGAAAAAACUGCUCAGCUCAAAAAACAUUGUCCUGCCGUGUGCGCAACACCUCAAGCCUACGCCGAGUCCGAGCAGAUGCGAAACUACGAGCGAAACAACCGAACGUACGAGAAGUCGUACAAGUUUGUUAUCGUCAUCGCGUGAAAGUGUCGGACGUAUACACAAUAUCGUCAAUAUCGAGGCCCAAUUUUCACCCAACGAUCCUCAAUCUACUCGUAAAUACGUCAGUCCUGCUCAGCAAUCUUCAAGAUCCACAGCGAGAAGCCAAGAAACUCACAGAAUCGUCACUAAACAUUUAUCGAAUGUCAGAGAUAACUCAAGUUUCGUGCAGCAAAUCUUUUGGAGGAUGGCAAAAAGUAUUUUCUCAUCAGAGCAAAGAACUCAAGUGCAAGAUGAAUUUUGGUAUAUUCUUGCCAGCCGAAGCGGAGGAACGAACUCUACCUGUCAUUUAUUGGCUGUCAGGGUUGGAGUGUACUGAAAUAAAUUUUGUACAAAAAGCUGGUGCGCAGAGAUACGCAGCUGAGAACAAAGUGAUCAUUGUCACCCCGGACACCAGCCCGAGAGGUCUGAAUCUCCCUGGAGAAGAUGAUAGUUGGGAUUUUGGAACAGGAGCCGGUUUUUAU